AGCGGCGCGCUCGGAAGCUGCGACGCUGAGUUUCACUCUGGCUGCCUUCUCCUGAGAGUCGGAGCCGCAGCCGGAGACCUGCCGAGGCCGAGCCGAAGCUGCAGCCCGAGCGCUGUGGUGCCCUCAGCCCCGUCCCCUCGACCUCCUCAGCCUCGGCUGUUCUGCGGAGUUGGGAGAGUUGGUUCAUCCUGGCCGUGAGGACAUGUUGGGACAUACCCCGUGUGCCGAUGAUGGAGGCAGUCCUGGGUGCCGGAGAGAUGAGUGACACCCGGUAUUAAUUGGCUUGGAAGAACCGCCAGGGGUGCUGGGCAAUGACUCCGGGACUCCAGGCCAGAGGGGUCUGAAGCCGUUUGGGAAAGCAGCGGGACUCCUUGGGAAGAUGGCCAUGGCCCCAAGCCCUUCCCUGGUGCAGGUGUACACUGGCCCCGUGGCUGUGGCCGUGUGGGAAUGGCAGGAUGGGCUGGGCACCUGGCACCCCUACAGCGCCGCCGUCUGCAGCUUCAUCGAGCAGCAGUUUGUCCAGCAGAAGGGACAGCGCUUCGGGCUCGGGAGCCUGGCCCACAGCAUCCCCUUGGGCCAGGCAGACCCCUCGCUGGCUCCUUACAUCAUCGACCUCCCCAGCUGGACCCAGUUCCGCCAGGAUACCGGCACCAUGCGGGCGGUGCGGAGACACCUCUUCCCCCAGCACUCAGCCCCUGGCCGAGGUGUCGUCUGGGAGUGGCUGAGUGACGACGGCUCCUGGACUGCCUACGAAGCCAGCGUCUGUGACUAUCUGGAGCAGCAGGUGGCCAGGGGCAACCAGCUCGUGGACUUGGCCCCGCUGGGGUACAACUACACCAUCAACUACACCACCCACACGCAGACCAACAAGACUUCCAGCUUCUGCCGCAGCGUGCGGCGCCAGGCAGGGCCCCCUUACCCGGUGACCACUAUCAUUGCUCCACCGGGCCACACGGGCGUCGCCUGCUCUUGCCACCAGUGCCUCAGCGGCAGCGGAACUGGCCCCGUGUCAGGCCGCUACCGCCACUCCAUGACCAACCUCCCUGCAUAUCCCGUCCCCCAGCACCCCCCGCACAGGACCACUUUUGUGUUUGGGACGCAUCAGGCCUUUGCACCGUACAACAAACCCUCACUCUCCGGGGCCCGGUCUGCGCCCAGGCUGAACACCACCAACCCCUGGAGCGCGGCCCCUCCCUCCCUGGGGAGCCAGCCCCUCUACCGCUCCAGCAUCUCCCACCUGGGACCACAGCUCCUGCCCCCAGGAUCGUCCACCUCUGGUGCAGUCAGCGCCUCCUUCCCCAGCGGUCCCUCGAGCAGCCUGGGGAACGUCCCUGCCACUGUGCCCGUGCAGAUGCCAAAGCCCAGCAGAGUCCAGCAGGCGCUUGCAGGCAUGACGAGUGUUCUGAUGUCAGCCAUUGGACUCCCUGUGUGUCUUAGCCGCGCACCCCAGCCCGCCAGCCCUCGCGCCUCCCGUCUGGCCUCUAAAAGUCACAGCUCAGUUAAGAGAUUGAGGAAAAUGUCCGUGAAAGGAGGCACCCCGAAGCCAGAGCCAGAGCAGGUCAUAAAAAACUACACGGAAGAGCUGAAAGUGCCCCCAGAAGAGGACUGCAUCAUCUGCAUGGAGAAGCUGUCCGUAGUGUCUGGGUACAGCGACGUGACUGACAGCAAGGCCAUCGGGCCCGUGGCUGUGGGCCGCCUCACCAAGUGCAGCCACGCCUUCCACCUGCUGUGCCUGCUGGCCAUGUACUGCAAUGGCAACAAGGAUGGAAGUCUGCAGUGUCCCUCCUGCAAAACCAUCUACGGAGAGAAAACGGGGACCCAGCCCCAGGGAAAGAUGGAGGUGUUACGGUUCCAGAUGUCGCUCCCUGGCCACGAGGACUGCGGGACCAUCCUCAUCGUCUACAACAUUCCGCAUGGCAUCCAGGGCCCCGAGCACCCCAAUCCCGGAAAGCCGUUCACUGCCAGAGGGUUUCCCCGCCAGUGCUACCUUCCAGACAACGCCCAGGGCCGAAAGGUCCUGGAGCUCUUGAAGGUGGCCUGGAAGAGGCGGCUCAUCUUCACAGUGGGCACGUCCAGCACCACGGGCGAGACGGACACAGUGGUGUGGAACGAGAUCCACCACAAGACAGAGAUGGACCGCAACGUGACGGGCCACGGCUACCCCGACCCCAACUACCUGCAGAACGUGCUGGCCGAGCUGGCCGCCCAGGGGGUGACUGAGGACUGCCUGGAGCAGCAGUGACCUCUGACCCCAGCACGUCCACCUUGGGUGCCCACCCUGCUGCCCCAUGGCUGGCUGGGUGGGCAGAUGGAAGUGCCCAGCCCGAGAGGCUGGGAGGUUUGUUGGAGGUGUGGGGUGUGCCCCACGUGAAGCCAGGGCUCCACCCUGUCUGCCUCUUCCUCCUCCUCCCCCCCGGGAUUUGGGCAGCCCUGGGCAGUUGUACUCAUGGGGGCUUAAGAUGCAGCUACCUCAGUGCACGGGGCCCAUCUGUCCUCCGGGGGCUGCUUCGGGCCCGCGGUGCUCAGGGCCUGGCAUGGGGCGAGUAGAUACUUCCCCAGCCUGGGUGGGCAUGGGUUCUGAGUCAGCUUCUUUUACCUCAGUCUUGUUUGCAAUAAAUGCUCUAUAGCCAAAGC
Messenger RNA from Saimiri boliviensis boliviensis (Bolivian squirrel monkey), 2634 nucleotides. It is a transcript of the gene DTX2, whose product is annotated as deltex E3 ubiquitin ligase 2. Gene Ontology annotation, molecular function: zinc ion binding. Gene Ontology annotation, biological process: protein ubiquitination; Notch signaling pathway. The record is from RefSeq and is a predicted model, not a curated record. NCBI's taxonomy places the organism in Eukaryota, Metazoa, Chordata, Mammalia, Primates, Cebidae.